AGUCUCUGGUGGCUAGCCUGUCCUGACAGGGGAGAGUUAAGCUCCCGUUCUCCACCGUGCCGGCUGGCCAGGUGGGCUGAGGGUGACCGAGAGACCAGAACCUGCUUGCUGGAGCUUAGUGCUCAGAGCUGGGGAGGGAGGUUCCGCCGCUCCUCUGCUGUCAGCGCCGGCAGCCCCUCCCGGCUUCACUUCCUCCCGCAGCCCCUGCUACUGAGAAGCUCCGGGAUCCCAGCAGCCGCCACGCCCUGGCCUCAGCCUGCGGGGCUCCAGUCAGGCCAACACCGACGCGCAGCUGGGAGGAAGACAGGACCCUUGACAUCUCCAUCUGCACAGAGGUCCUGGCUGGACCGAGCAGCCUCCUCCUCCUAGGAUGACCUCACCCUCCAGCUCUCCAGUUUUCAGGUUGGAGACAUUAGAUGGAGGCCAAGAAGAUGGCUCUGAGGCGGACAGAGGAAAGCUGGAUUUUGGGAGCGGGCUGCCUCCCAUGGAGUCACAGUUCCAGGGCGAGGACCGGAAAUUCGCCCCUCAGAUAAGAGUCAACCUCAACUACCGAAAGGGAACAGGUGCCAGUCAGCCGGAUCCAAACCGAUUUGACCGAGAUCGGCUCUUCAAUGCGGUCUCCCGGGGUGUCCCCGAGGAUCUGGCUGGACUUCCAGAGUACCUGAGCAAGACCAGCAAGUACCUCACCGACUCGGAAUACACAGAGGGCUCCACAGGUAAGACGUGCCUGAUGAAGGCUGUGCUGAACCUUAAGGACGGAGUCAAUGCCUGCAUUCUGCCACUGCUGCAGAUCGACAGGGACUCUGGCAAUCCUCAGCCCCUGGUAAAUGCCCAGUGCACAGAUGACUAUUACCGAGGCCACAGCGCUCUGCACAUCGCCAUUGAGAAGAGGAGUCUGCAGUGUGUGAAGCUCCUGGUGGAGAAUGGGGCCAAUGUGCAUGCCCGGGCCUGCGGCCGCUUCUUCCAGAAGGGCCAAGGGACUUGCUUUUAUUUCGGUGAGCUACCCCUCUCUUUGGCCGCUUGCACCAAGCAGUGGGAUGUGGUAAGCUACCUCCUGGAGAACCCACACCAGCCCGCCAGCCUGCAGGCCACUGACUCCCAGGGCAACACAGUCCUGCAUGCCCUAGUGAUGAUCUCGGACAACUCAGCUGAGAACAUUGCACUGGUGACCAGCAUGUAUGAUGGGCUCCUCCAAGCUGGGGCCCGCCUCUGCCCUACCGUGCAGCUUGAGGACAUCCGCAACCUGCAGGAUCUCACGCCUCUGAAGCUGGCCGCCAAGGAGGGCAAGAUCGAGAUUUUCAGGCACAUCCUGCAGCGGGAGUUUUCAGGACUGAGCCACCUUUCCCGAAAGUUCACCGAGUGGUGCUAUGGGCCUGUCCGGGUGUCGCUGUAUGACCUGGCUUCUGUGGACAGCUGUGAGGAGAACUCAGUGCUGGAGAUCAUUGCCUUUCAUUGCAAGAGCCCGCACCGACACCGAAUGGUCGUUUUGGAGCCCCUGAACAAACUGCUGCAGGCGAAAUGGGAUCUGCUCAUCCCCAAGUUCUUCUUAAACUUCCUGUGUAAUCUGAUCUACAUGUUCAUCUUCACCGCUGUUGCCUACCAUCAGCCUACCCUGAAGAAGGCCGCCCCUCACCUGAAAGCGGAGGUUGGAAACUCCAUGCUGCUGACGGGCCACAUCCUUAUCCUGCUAGGGGGGAUCUACCUCCUCGUGGGCCAGCUGUGGUACUUCUGGCGGCGCCACGUGUUCAUCUGGAUCUCGUUCAUAGACAGCUACUUUGAAAUCCUCUUCCUGUUCCAGGCCCUGCUCACAGUGGUGUCCCAGGUGCUGUGUUUCCUGGCCAUCGAGUGGUACCUGCCCCUGCUUGUGUCUGCGCUGGUGCUGGGCUGGCUGAACCUGCUUUACUAUACACGUGGCUUCCAGCACACAGGCAUCUACAGUGUCAUGAUCCAGAAGGUGUCCACACGGGAGCAUGUGCAUCCUUCCACAAGCAAGGAGCAAAGAAUAUGUGCAUAAGCUCAUCUGCAUGUCUGUGUCCUGCGAUGUGUGGGCGCGGGCAUGUAACUGCAUUCAUUUAUGUAUUCAGCGCAUGUUUAGGGAGUGCCUACUGUGGGCCGGGCCCUGUUCUAGGUGUUGGGAAUAUAGCAGAGAACAGAACAAGUCCUUGCUCCCCUGAAGCUGAUGUUCUGGUGGGAGGAAAUGAAAACCUUAAGAAAACAACUGAGAACAUUCCACACUGCUAAAUUCUAUGAAGGAAAAAAAAGCACAGGACAAUGUGAUGCAGAAUGGCUGGGACCAAGUACCCUUUAGAUGGGAUGGUCUGGGAAGCCUCUCUAAAGAGGGGAUGUUUAAGUUGAGACCUGAAAGAAUGAUUCAGCCACAGCAGGGUGAAGAGGAGAUAUUCUCAGCAGAGGGCACAGCAGUGGCUGCCACGAGCCAGAAGGAGCUUGGGGUGCUUGGGACAGGGUGAGGAGGCUAGGUGGCUGGGGAGAUGGCAGGAGGGUGGAGGUGAGGAGGUUGGGAGGAAGGGAAGGGCCAGGGGCCCCUUCCACGGGGAGGGAUUUGGAGGUCCCCAGAGGCUUUUUUUUUUUUAAUUGUAGUAAAAUACACCUAACAUGGAACUUUUUUUUUUUUCUUUGAGAUGGAGUCUCACUCUUGUUACCUAGGCUAGAGUGCAAUGGCACCAUCUCAGCUCACUGCAAACCCCUACUCCUGGGUUCAAGCGAUUCUCCUGCCUCAGCCUCCCGUAUGGCUGGGGUUGCAGGCACCCACCACCAUGCCCGGCUAAUUUUUGUAUUUUUAGUAGAGACAGGUUUUCACCACGUUGGCCAGGCUGGUCUCAAACUCCUGACCUCAGGUGAUCCGCCUGCCUUGGCCUCCCAAAGUGCUGGGAUUACAGGCAUGAGCUACUGCGCCUGGCCCAUUUUAACCUUUUUUUUUUAAAGUAUACAGCUAAGUGUCAUUAAGUACAUUCACACUGUUGUAUAACCAUCACCACCAUCCAACUCCAGAACUUUCUUGUCAUCCCAAACUGAAACUCAACACCCAUUAAACAACUCCCCAUUCCCUUCCCCCA
Messenger RNA from Homo sapiens (human), 3074 nucleotides. RefSeq names its product transient receptor potential cation channel subfamily V member 2 (gene TRPV2). Gene Ontology annotation, molecular function: monoatomic cation channel activity; calcium channel activity; monoatomic ion channel activity. The record is from RefSeq and is a predicted model, not a curated record. Gene Ontology annotation, cellular component: membrane; axon; plasma membrane. Lineage: Eukaryota; Metazoa; Chordata; Mammalia; Primates; Hominidae. Gene Ontology annotation, biological process: calcium ion transmembrane transport; positive regulation of calcium ion import; transmembrane transport. The coding region runs from base 371 to 2014 and encodes 547 amino acids. The transcript is spliced from 11 exons.